This is a messenger RNA of Dichomitus squalens LYAD-421 SS1, 1053 nucleotides long. RefSeq lists its product as uncharacterized. The transcript has 3 exons. The record is from RefSeq and is a predicted model, not a curated record. NCBI's taxonomy places the organism in Eukaryota, Fungi, Basidiomycota, Agaricomycetes, Polyporales, Polyporaceae. The coding region runs from base 1 to 1053 and encodes 350 amino acids.
AUGUCCGUGACCGCAAGCAACAUCACGAACCUGCUAAUGAGCCUGAACGCCCCUCCCGUCCGUUCUUCCACGUCGCCGCAUACUUCCGCUCCCCUUCCUGCCGAGCGAGACUGCGAGCGCGACUUCGGCAGCUUUGGCGAUUACGACGAUACGGGUUUGUGGAACCGCGGUCGCCGUCUCAAGCACAUACUCUGCCAGCCCGAACGCGAGCAGCACAUGGGGUCCCUCCUCUGGCUGUGUCCCUCCUCCAGCUCUCCGUUCUGGUCGUCGCAAGCUCGCGGAGGCCCGAAACCAUGCUAUGGCGGACCCAGCAGCAGUACCGGGGACAAGAUAUCUGAGCGCGGGAUCUCGCAGUCCAGCACGCGGAGCGGUCGGCCGCUGGUGUCGAGAGCGAGUUCGAUGGCCACCAGCAAUUUGCGCAGCUCGAUGUUGAGCGCUGGCACGUCGACCUGGGCGUUCACGCGCUACAGCAACAACAGUCCGCUCGGUUUUGACGGCGGCGACGAGCGUGUCGUCGCAGAGCUGGCACAGCCAAGGCAGCAAGGUAUCCCAGGAUCCUGCCCAUGCCCCGAUGCCUGCGAACGUCAAGUACCUGUUUCGGACUUCGCAGCAUCGGAGCUUGAUUCUAUGAGCAACGACGAGAUCAUUGAACUCAUCGGGUCUCGUCGCACUGGGACCCUCAGCGCUGAGGCCGGUGUCGACCUGGGCGACAACCACAUAUUGCCGCUCACCGACACAACCGUUGCGAAGCGGAUAUGGGACGACCACGAUAUGUUCGUGUCCGAGGCGCUCACGUACGAUCUUGUCUUCCAUCACACAACCAUCCCUGUCCCACGCGUUCGUCGUGUCAUCCGGUACGAUUCAGGCGAGUAUUCCGUCUUCGUCAUGGAUCGUAUCUCUGGCCAACAGCUUGCCCAAGUCCGGCCUUCGCUGUCUAUCUGGGGAAAACUUCGCGUCGCCUUCACCUUGCGCAGUUACAUUCAGCAGUUACGCGCCAUUAGGCACCCACGUUCCGUCGUCCCCGGCCCGUCGCUCCUGACGCCAAGGCCUUAA